Messenger RNA from Penicillium verhagenii, 375 nucleotides. Its product is annotated as CTAG/PCC1 family protein. Lineage: Eukaryota; Fungi; Ascomycota; Eurotiomycetes; Eurotiales; Aspergillaceae. The coding region runs from base 1 to 375 and encodes 124 amino acids. Gene Ontology annotation, cellular component: EKC/KEOPS complex. The record is from RefSeq and is a predicted model, not a curated record. The transcript has 2 exons.
AUGGCAGCUACCGCACCACCUCCGCAAUCCGAAUUCCCUUGCUCGUUAGCAAUUUCAAUUCCACUGCCAACCCAGCGUCUUGCCUCGGCUGCCCUGCAAACUCUUGAUGUCGACCCUGAGUUGUCCGCCUCUGUGCGACGCACUCUGACCCUUACAACCCCCGCCUCCGAAACGGCGACCGAGCCCCAAGAAAAGAAGCAGAAACAAGAUCCCAACUCUGAUGAGUCCAAGACCGUUUUGUUGGUCAACUACUACGCCACUACGAACCGCAUGCUCCGAGUCGCUGUCAAUGGAUUCAUGGAAAGCUUCGGUGUUAUUCUCGGCGUGAUGACCGAGCUAGACGUUGAUGUGCUCAAAGCCGAAUUUGAAGGUUGA